AUGAAAGACUCGGAGAGCAACCACCGUGUUGCUCCGCUGGAAGACGAUGACUUUGGCUUCACCCAGGCCGAGCAGCGCAGCAUCAUCCGCCGCGUCGACCGCCGCUUGGUUAUCACGGUGGGGGCCAUGUACUGCGUCAGUCUCAUGGACCGGACGAACAUGAGCGCUGCCAAUAUUGCUGGCAUGAGUGUUGAGCUGAACCUCAUCAGCAACCGCUACAACAUUGCCAAUCUCGUCUUCUUCACUACCUACAUCGUUUUCCAACCACCCUCCACUAUCCUCGUCCGCAAAAUCGGUCCGCGGCUGCACCUUGCCUUCAUAACCCUCUUGUGGGGCGCCGUCAUGAUUGGCAUGGGCUUUGUCAAGGACUUUAAGCAGCUGGCAGCAUUGAGAACAGUGCUUGGUAUUCUAGAGGCUGGAUUCUUCCCGAGUUGCGUGUACUUGCUGAGCACAUGGUAUACACGAUAUGAGGUUGGAAAACGGUACUCUGCAUUCUAUCUUGUCGGCUGUGUCGCCUCCGCCUUUGCCGGUAUCUUGGCCUAUGGUCUCAUGCAUCUCAACGGCCGCGAAGGCCUCAGCGGCUGGCGCUGGAUCUUCAUCAUCGAAGGCACCAUCACCUGCGCCCUUAGCGUCGCCAGCUACUGGCUUCUCGUCGACUUCCCCGACUCCACGCGCCUCACCUGGAGCUUCCUCGGCCAAAAGGAGCGCCAAUGGAUCGUGCACCGCAUCCAGCGCGACCGCGGCGACACCGAGGCCCCGCCGUUCAACCUCAAGAAGUUCCUGAGCGCCGGAGCGGAUUGGAAGAUCUGGGCCUAUGCUAUGAUGUUCUUCAACAGCACCACCAUGACGUACUCACUGGCCUACUCACUGCCCCUUAUCCUCACGCGCAGCAUGAAGUUCUCCGUUGGUGAAUCCCAAUGCCUCGUCGCACCCCCUUAUGCAUUCACCGGCAUUGUCAUGUUCUCGGCCGCCUGGGUUGGCGACAAGCUGCGUGUCCGCGGCCCAAUCGUCAUCUUCAACAUGGUGCUCUGCCUCAUCGGCCUCCCCAUCAUGGGCUGGGCCGAACAGGCCGGCGUGCGCUACUUUGGCGUCUUCCUCGUCACGGCCGGCGCAAACAGCAACAUCCCCUCCGUCAUGUCCUUCCAGGCAAACAACGUGCGCGGCCAGUGGAAGCGGGCCUUUUGCAGCGCCACGCUCGUGGGCUUCGGGGGGAUUGGCGGCAUUGCGGGCAGCUUGGUGUUUCGGCAGCAGGACGCGGCGACGGGGUACAAGCCCGGCAUGUAUGCGUGCAUUGCCUGCGCGCUGCUGAACAUUGUCUUGGUGGUGGUGUGCGAUUUGAAUUUUUGGAGGCUGAACAGGAAGGCUGAUACGCAGGGUGUUACGCUGGAGGCUCACGAUGAGGACGCGAGUCCCGAUUUCCGAUACACUUAUUAA
Messenger RNA from Trichoderma asperellum CBS 433.97, 1434 nucleotides. RefSeq lists its product as uncharacterized. NCBI's taxonomy places the organism in Eukaryota, Fungi, Ascomycota, Sordariomycetes, Hypocreales, Hypocreaceae. Gene Ontology annotation, cellular component: membrane. Gene Ontology annotation, molecular function: transmembrane transporter activity. The record is from RefSeq and is a predicted model, not a curated record. Gene Ontology annotation, biological process: transmembrane transport.